This is a messenger RNA of Linnemannia hyalina, 2115 nucleotides long. The record is from the annotation of a GenBank genome assembly. NCBI's taxonomy places the organism in Eukaryota, Fungi, Mortierellomycota, Mortierellomycetes, Mortierellales, Mortierellaceae.
AUGCAGCUGCCUUCGUCGUCGCCACCAACAACAACCAGCCAUUCCAAUGCCAACAGCCAGAGCCGCAACCACCUCCAUGCUUUCCACAUACCUGAAAUAACCUCCAUCAUCGUCUCUUCCCUCACCCAGCUCGACAUCAUCCACUGCAGAGGCGUCUCGCUCGAAUGGCGCCGACUCUUCUCGCCCUUCCUCAAGCUACACGGCCUCUACCGCAUCCACAACCCCGUUCUCAAGACACUCUUCGAGGAACAACUUCAGUCUCUCGGCCCCUUUGUCUACUCCCUCAAACAAGUUGUCCCUAUCCCACAAGACCUCGAAGUCGUUCAGCAGACAUGCCCAAGACUGGGUCACGUCGGUUUCUAUGUGCAGCGAAAACAAUCGAUGCACUUCAAGGCAUUGGUCAGGUUCCUCGAGAGCAUGCACGUCCUGGAGAGCAUUGCCUUCUAUUCCUUCGACGACAGCAUGGUCACAACACUGCUGCAGGGCCUUGCUACCUACCAACACCAACAACCACCAACUGCUGUGAAAACAUCGACCGCCCUCUCGCCGUCAACUGCAUCAACGCCGUCGUCAUCUCCUGCACUCAGGAAGCUGGAGAUUGGAAACGCCGCGCACAGUCUCAAGUUUGCACGGAUCCAAUGGGAGCAAGUCAUGCUUGUACUUCUCAAACACCCAGAGAUGAACUCCCUUGCGCUCAGGGACGCGCACUUAUGUUGGUAUCAAGACCGCGAAGACCCCUCCACCGAGGAUUGGUCGCGCAAUGUCCUCGUCCGAGCGGUGUUUGGAGCAGAGACCCAGCGGCAGUGGAAUGGACUCUUGAGCAAGCUUGGGUCUUGGCGACUAGGAGGCAGCAGGACAAACCUAACACCUGAGCUGAGCAGUCUGCGUAAAAGUGGAUGUGGGUCUGGAUCUAGCACGACGGCGAAUAGUGAUGCAACAACCCCUGUCCAGUUCAGCAAGAUGACUCACCUAGUUCUGGAUGGCAUGCGGAUCUCAGAGGACUUGCUGUGCUAUAUCCUCAAUCGUUGCCCGGCACUCAAGUCUCUGGAGCUUUCAUUGGGAUCAACUAUCUCUUCUCAGUUCUGGGCCGGAUGGCUUCUUAAUUGCCCCCAGCUCGAGUCCGUCAAGGUCAAGAGUUCUUCGGGCAGUGUCAACAUUGAUAUACCCAACUUUUGGAGUCUAGCACCAACAACCUUGACGACGUUUCAGUUUGCUUCCGACCGUCGACAGUUGACAUUUCCCGAGUUGUCUCCCUUACCUAGUCUUACCAACUUUGCUGAACUUUCAAAUGAUCGCUGUCACGGAUCUACACUUGUGACACUCGAACUCGACAUUGGACUUCGGGUCGCCGACCGUGGACUGCCCUACAUCAUGACUAAUUGUCGAUCGUUGGUGAGCCUGGUCAUCGGGAUCCAGUACUUUGCGGACUGGGAGCAUGUGAAUGAUGGCCUUGGCGGCGGCGGCGGUAAUCCUGUCUCGCCCACAACAGCCACGCAGCCGAGGUCUUUCCCGCCAUGGUCAUGUGGAAGGACGCUAAAGAAUUUGGAGCUGCGAGUGUUUUAUCUCCCGCAGGACUUGCAGUUUGACGAGCGGAUCCACGUGUUUAUGAGACGACUGGACGAUCUGCGAGUUCUGGAGAGUCUGAGUUUGCCAUUGAAGCUACUGAGCGAUCUGUCCGAGAGUCAGCAUGAGGAUUACUCGGGAUUCAACUUGGGAGUGCUGGAGCAUUUAGAACAACAGGCUUUGUUAAACGAACAGUUCCCUACACAGGCGACAGUCUCGGUGCCUACUCAGGAUCUGAGUCUAGGUGGAAGUAUGGCGGCGCAAAGUCAACUUCAACAACAGGCAGGAGCCUACCGUAACGUGCUUCCACAGAUGCCGUCGGUGCAGGAAGUGGUGCUGUCGUCGAGUGGUUCGUUCCGGUUCCAGAUCCGUAUGCGGCACUUGCACAUCUUGAUGGAGGCGCUGUCAGGACUGACGACUGUGUGGGUAGCGCCGGGACUAUGCGGACUGGAUCCAUUGCCCUGGUUCAAGCAGCUGCAUGAUAGAUUCCAAGCCCAGUACGGUUCACGCGGCGUCGCCCUUCAUCUUGGCAGUCCUGCCUGGGGUGAGUGA